Topomyia yanbarensis is the source of this 3199-nucleotide messenger RNA. RefSeq names its product DNA ligase 1. Lineage: Eukaryota; Metazoa; Arthropoda; Insecta; Diptera; Culicidae. The transcript has 3 exons. Bases 1601 to 3199 code for a protein of 532 amino acids. The record is from RefSeq and is a predicted model, not a curated record.
AUCAUUCUCAUUUUCAAUAGUUUUAUUCCCGUACGCGUUGCUGAUGCCAAGUGUUGUCAUCCCAUUUAUGAUAAAGAAUCCGUUCGAGUAAGAGGGGGAGGAUAUAUAAUCAUUGAUAACGCAAACAGCUGUUCAAGUAUCGAUGAGGCAGCUGGUUGCAUCACUGAAGGUAACUUCAGGUGACUUGAUUUCCUCAGAUCUGCACGUGAGCUGCAACUGUGUAAUAAGUGAAGUUGAUCUGUUUCAAUUACUGAGUGAUGUAGUCCCCAGAUAGUAUAAAACCUCUUGAGGGCAAGUGGAUGUUCCAGAAAAAGUCGGCAUUAAUAGGAAAGUGGUGAUAGACAAUGUGCUACUAGUAGCUUGAGUAUUUCUACAAAAGUUAGACUUGAAACAAGAAGAAACCUUUGAUCCAAUGGCUGCAAAGCUUGCCAUACCACCAGCGGGUGUCAAUCUAGGUUUUCUAUGCCACAAUUUGCACGUAAAGGCAGUUUUCUUGUGCGACGAAUUCAAGCGAGAUAACUUCAUGGAGGUUCCGGAUGGAGACCCUCGCAACAUUACAUAUGGUGGCUUGAGUCACUCUAAUCGUGUGGACUACGGUAGUCAGCAAGGAUAUAGCAUCUAUAAUCAGCUGUCCCUUAUGUUCACGCAUAGUAGCCCUUCCUAAAACUAGCCAUCACACUUAAGGUCCAAAUAAUCCAUCGAUUCGAACAAAUUGAAGAAUUCACUAAUAAGUAUAAACAUACUUCCGACAGCCAGCUUUGAUACCAUCCGAAGUAAUGAGACUGGACCAGAUCAUUCGAAGGCUACCGGUCCAGUUCCAUUCUAAUCCUAAAAAACGCGACCUCUGUCCUGAAUCUUUGCAGGCCUCAUUUAAUCAAUAGCUCAUGAAAUGUCAACCAUCAAAACUGAAUAUGCAAAGUAGAACUGUGGAUUAACCAGUAGCUUAUCAGAAGGAUAAAUAUACAGAUCCCGACGUUAGAAAAAAAUUGAUGUUGAAUCUCUUUGAAAUAAGAAAAACGAAACAGUAUUGCAUUCUUGAAAUCCAUAAGAGAGCAGGUCACUGAACCGACUAAGCAACAGUUAGCAAACAACAAAACGAAUCGAAAAAUGUGUCAGCCAAUACCUAAUGCACCACAUUUACUGCACUGUUUCUAAAGCGAAACAACACCAACAGCAAGAGCACACAUAAUCGACCGUUGAAAGAAAAAAUAAAUGCAAUUGAUCCAGCAGCCGAUAAAACAAUAACAAAAAUACUCCCCGCGACAAUAAGUGUACACAAUAUCUAUGUAUGCAAAGAGAGCCGCCAGGGACAGCAAGUUACGCACCAUCGACUAACAAAACCACGCUGCUGGUGUUUGAAACGUUGAACGAAUUUCGAUUGAAGUUCGAUCUGUAGAUCGGUCAUUAUUCAACAGCAAAAUCGGCGCGUAAACGAGAAGAAAGGGCUUUGCCUUAGGCUUUCCCCAUAUAAAAGGUACCACCCGCUGGGUCGGUUCAACUAGUCCGGUGCGGGUAUUCAACUAUGACACUGUGCAUCGUGCGAUUCUGAAGAUCAAGUGAAAAAGGAUUCUGAAGAUCAAUUGAAAACAAGUGUAGAACUAUGGUCCAUUCAAUGUACAUUUUGACCACGGUGCUGGUUCUAAUGGCUUCGGUUGAAGUUAAUGGAGACGAUGUUGAUUUCCGUGCGUUUGACUUUGGUGAUGAAGAUACGGAGUUUUUCAGUCCCUAUGAGAAAGCGUUCAGUGAUCAUGAGUAUUUUCCGACGGAUUUUAAUCUCGAAAAGUUGGAUUUGAUAUCAGCUGUACCAAAGUUUACGAAGAAGGAGUCAUAUGUGAGUCCCAGUGAGGUCGAAGUGGCACGAGCUAAGCGGAAGGCGGUUUCCAGCGACGAACAAUCGAACGAGGAGGAUGAUGAUGAUGAAGAGACGAACGAGCGGGCGGAUAACUCAGAUGAUUACGCUGAUCGUUACGAACGGUUUGUGAGUCGUCAUUUCCGAGAUCGGGACGAAGAUAAUAAAGAUACCGGGGCCCAGUACGAGUACCACAUUGAUUUUAACCCUUCGGACGACUACGAACGGAUCAAACAAGAAUCCGAGGCUCAGAGUCGUCAACUGGCGAAAGAUCCAGAAAACUGUAAAGCAUACGAACAAGAUGGGAUGUUGUGCCACGCUUGUAAGGAUCCGGCGACGGAUACGACAUCGGAAUCAUGCUCCUACGCGACGGCUCCGCAUCAUAAGAAAUUCGCUUACGUGAAGCAGAAGAACUACAACAGCAACGAUCACGAGAAGGACGAACCGGAAGAGGACGAUCGAGAUGAAGAAGAUAUCGAUGAAGACGAAAAUGUUGAAGAUUCAUCUCAGCGAAAGCGAGUGGUAGUGGAAAGUGUCACCAAAAAGCCACACAAACCUAAGGUAAUACCAACCAAAAAAUCUGUCGUACAUACCAAGCCGGGCCAGGAUAGCGCGAACGGAGGUGGCUACCGGUAUCAGCCAGUCGAUCUGCGGUCGAACAAGAAACGGCCCCAACCGAUUCGAAUGCAACCGGCGGAAGGCAAGAUCGCCCACCCCACUUACUACGAUUUCUACACGCACUUGUUUCCCUCGCAUGGACAAAGCCAGAAGAUGCAGCAACAGGAACCGGCCGAUAGCGACAAUGUGUACGUGCUGAGCUACCGGGAUAAGGAGGAGAUGGCGAAAGUGCUGGCAGAUUUCGCGACACGGGAUUGGUCUAACUGUAAGAAAGCCACCAAAAACGAACUCACCUGCUAUACCUGCACCGACAAGGACGGCGUUAAACACGAAGAAUGUAUGUACGUUUCAGAGUCCCACCCGAGCCCGCAGGUGCUUCCAUCGACGACGACGUCGACGUCAACGGCCAGCCUGGGAAGCACUACCCUACCAGCAGAUGCGGUUAUUCCCAAACCAACCAAACGACCGCAACGCAAAAAGGUUACAUCCGAGAAGAAAUCUACCGCACCGAAACCGAGCAGGAAGCAGUUUUCCGAGAAACUGAUACAGCGGUUGGAACCAAGUGAGCAGGACGGAGCUGAGGUACUUCGCACCGGACAGGACCGGCAGACGGUGAAGCGGACGGUCACCAUCAAAAGUCACGUGGACGGAACGGGACGGGACGCGAUGCUCGAACCGUUGCAAGGUGACCGAGUGGUGCAUUAUGAGCACCAUGUGACUCAUUUAUUGUAA